AUGCAAGUUAUGCAACUUUUAAUUUAUUACACGUGUCUUUUCGACAUCACUAAUUUCAAGAACUCCAAUCGAAACCAUGCAACCAGUAUGAAGUACACUUUUAAUUACUCGGGGUGCCCGAUGUACAUAGCUUUGAUUGUUGCAGUGGUGUUUACAGCUUCACAGGUACGCGGCUAUGUCCCCUACAUUGACUUCGAAGCUUACGAGCAGCUGACACAGAGCGACUUGAGUCUUCUAUUCCCAGUUGAUGAAAUCACAGGCCGGACAGACGGAGUGUUGGUGGACACAGUGUUUAGCAGUCAGAGUCUGGCGGGCACAGUGUGUGGAGACCACAUCCAGACCAUCUUCCAGUGUCUCUAUCACACUCACCAGAACAAAGACGAGGAGAAGGCUCACAAGCUCAGGUCUUUUCAAAUUAUUGACUCGUGGGGCAAAACCGAAUCCGGGAUCAGCCAGGGCAACCUGAACUGGCUGGGAAGACCCUCUCUGUGCACGGUCACAUUUCAGGUGACAGAAGGCACCCUAUCCUACUCGUUCGCAUUCCUUGCCAGCAUAGUCCAGUUCAAACUAGCCGGAGCCAACUACACAAGCCCCAUAAAGACCAAAAUCAACAUCGCGUUUUGUCUGCCUGAAGACUGUCAAGCGGGACAUAUUUUGAAGCUGUUCAAUGUGUCCCGAAAUAACUUUCAGUUGGAGCCCCAGAAAGUAUACUUCCCUGACAACGGGAAAUAUGAGAUAGCGUUUAUUCUGGCUGUGAUUGUUCUGGUGCUAUUCCUACUUCUUGUCAUAGCAGGUACUACAAUCGAUAUUUGGAUUCGAUGGUACAUUCACAAAAUGAACAGACAAGUCCGAGAAGAGAGGGGUGAAUCGGGUUCAAAAGGUUCCCUCGAAUCAGUAUUCUCAAACCAGACAUUCACAGAGACCUCAUCUACAAUAAGCCGACUACCCGAGAUCCUCGGCAACCUUGACGUUCGGCUUUGGGUGCAAGUCGUGCGAUGUUGGUCUUUAUACACAAAUGUCACAGUAUUCUACAUCGGUAAAAAGCGUCGAAGGUUCCGAUGUCUAGAGGGCAUCAAAGUCCUCAGUCUUUGGUGGAUAAUAUUAGGUCACACUGCUCUUUUCUUCUUUCUCUGUGACCCAAUGGUUCAGUUGGACAAUCUACAAUAUGCCUAUGAGGAACUGCGCACUGAUUUCCUCAUUGUGAUGGCACUCCAUGCUACGUAUGCAGUGGAUACCCUCUUAGUAGUCGCCGGGUUCCUGAUGACGUUUGUGCUGCUGGAGAGGCUGGAAAUGAGGGUGAAUCAUCUGAAUGUUCUUUUCUGGGUGUGGUACUUUGCCAGAAGGUACAUCAGACAGACUCUGGUCAUUCUCAUCAUAGUCCUGAUCACCAUUGGCAUCUGGAACGUUAUGGGAAACGGAACUGGGCCAAUGUGGCAACCGGGUUUGAAUCAAGUGGAGAACUGCAAUGACUAUUGGUGGACUAUUCCUUUGUAUAUACAGAACUUCAUCUAUACAGAUACACCAUGCCUGGGCUGGACUUGGUUCUCGGCAUGUGAUUUCCAGUUUUUCCUCAUCAUGGCAGGAAUCAUUUACUUGGCAUUCAGACGUCCCAUCAUCGGCAUCGCCGUCGUCUGUGCAUUAGUCGGCAUCUGCAUCAUCAUAACAUUCGCUCUCAGCAUGGCCUAUGAUUUGCCGCCAGGAGCCACCGCAGGCUUUUUCCACAAUGAACUAUACAAGAAUUAUAAAAACACGUGGCAGUUCUACAAAAUUAUCUACAACAAACCUUAUACUAGGUUCGCCAGCUACGGCUGCGGAGUUGUUCUCGGCAUUGUUAUUUUUUCGUACCCACAAGCCGAACGUAACUUGCCUCGGGUCGCAGCUGUAUGUCUGUGGUUCCUCGCGAUUCUGCUCCAAAUGUUGUGCCUAUUUUGCGACUUUGGGCUGUUCAGUGGAAUGUUCCCAGGCACGGGUGGAGCAGCCGCAUUCAACGCUUUACUGCCUUUUACCUGGUCCAUGACAAUAUUUUGGAUAAUCUGGGCAUGCUGUCAAAAUUAUGGAGGCCCUGCGAAUACAUUUCUGUCCAUCUAUUUCUGGAAGCCUUUAGGCCGGCAAGCCUUUAUGAUCUACCUAAUCAACUGUUUAGUUAUCCAGUUUUACUACACUACAAACGAGGGUGAUUUCCACCUUACUAACUGGAGUUUGUUUGUGUUUUUCAUCGGAAACUUGGCGCUUUCACAUUUGAUAGCAAUGUUGUUCACAUUUCUGUUCGACUUUCCGUUCGGUCGACUCGAUGAAAUGGUGACUAAUUAUUUGGACAAACAGGCCAUAGAGGAGCAAGAGAGGGAUAAAGAGAGAGAAGGAGAGGACGAAGAUGAGGCUCCAGCCGGAACUGGAGAUGAAGGAACCGAAGGUCCGAGGCGUCGAACGAGACCAACGGAAGGGUCUCCCACUCCGACUGAAGAGCGGGCAUAG
Messenger RNA from Symsagittifera roscoffensis, 2472 nucleotides. RefSeq names its product O-acyltransferase like protein-like. Bases 1 to 2472 code for a protein of 823 amino acids. The transcript has 6 exons. Lineage: Eukaryota; Metazoa; Xenacoelomorpha; Acoela; Convolutidae. Gene Ontology annotation, molecular function: acyltransferase activity, transferring groups other than amino-acyl groups. The record is from RefSeq and is a predicted model, not a curated record.